Molecule: messenger RNA, 255 nt
Organism: Pieris macdunnoughi
Lineage: Eukaryota; Metazoa; Arthropoda; Insecta; Lepidoptera; Pieridae
Source: the annotation of a GenBank genome assembly
AUGGGUGUGUUUGAUUUGUUUGAGAAGAAGUUUUCAGAGUUCUACGGGGUGCCGCGGAAUACUUUGUUUGUUCCGGCUAUCCUACAACAUGUGUCUAUGAAGGUAAAUGAAGUUGGUUUACGUAGAGACACGGCACAGACGGCUAAUAGGACGGUGAUGUUCGAUGCUUCUAGGCCCUUUUUGUAUUUUGUCAUUGAAAAGACUAUUGAUACAAUUGUUUUAAGUGGAGUCUAUUCGAAGCCCACGGUUUACUAA